UACAUUGCUUGCAGCCUACGAUGUUUACAUAUUCUGUUGUGCUGUAGUAACUGAAUAUGCCAUGAUCCUAUCUGGGACAAUUGACAAUAAAACACUUUUGACUCUCUUAACUCUUGACAUGAUGCGACGUACGCCUCGUGCAAAAAGACACAUGUGUAAGCCCUCAUUCUGAUGACCAUACAAUACUAUGACUCGAGAGAAGCAUGUUUCAGGAUGGCAUUGAGAUCAUUAUUGCGAAUUCGUUUGCAUCCCAUCUGCAUUGAAUGUGCCGAGGUUUUAUCUCAGAAUUGCGAGCAGUGCAUGAAGGGCCUGUGGACACUGUGAAUGGCGAUGAUCUAGGAGGCACUGACCUACAGGCGGUGCAAACAAAGCCAACCAUGGCUUUCAAACAACAUAUACAAAUGAACUGAGAAGUGCAUAAUUGAGGUGGAAGGGCGAGAACGUGAACACGGUAUUGAGGCGCUUAGACGGUUUAAAAUAAUGUCAUUGUUCAUAAGCAUGGCAUACACAAACAUACAUAGGCUUCACAAACACACAUACGUUUUUCAUGCCCUGCCUGCAUCUUAUCGCAUGUUUCUCCACAACAAGUGUUGGACCUGCCAAUAAAAUGCGAUUUUGUACAUUGGUGGGAAAAAGGAACGUAGGUCGAUGAUGUGGAUCUCCACACUUUUGGGCCAGGUGAGUUCAAUGGUAAUCUAAUCGUAGAGUACUCAAUCGUUUGCAGAAAUAUCGAACGUCAGGGACACAAAGAUAGGUCACAUGGAGCAAAAAAACGAGAUACUAAAAACAAGCGUAUGGGGCCCGAAAAAUCAUUGUAGGUGACGUUUCUGUGAGAAAAGGGUUUAUAGGGAUGGUUGAAUUAUACUAGAACUCUGAAAAAUAUAACUUAGAAAGAAAUUAGCUUAUCAGCAGAAGCCAGACUGCUGGUAGAAUAAAGUAACAAUAUACAGAACAGAGAGAAAUUCUAGAUAAAAAGUAGCAAACAGAUAAAAACUUCAGCAGAAGGCCUUGGGAGUCUUUGACGUCAGGAGAUGGUCCGAGACAUUCCUGGACUUUCUCGUGGGAAUGUGGGCUUUAUGUUAUGAUUGGACGAAACUCGAUGGGGAGACAUGAGGUAGUGACCAUAGUGAAGAAAAGUAUAAAGAUAGAAAGCAUCUCCAUUUUCUUUGUGCCUCUAGGGGACAUCAGAGGAGAGGCACCUAUUCUGCAGAAUAUGAAAUUAAUAAAAACACUUCUUUGUCUGAAUUUGUCUCAAGAGCAUUUGUGAUUUUUGAAUCUCACAUUUCUUAUGGGGACCCAUUUUCGGUCACUGACGUGCACGGCCUGUAAUGACAGAGACGUCCGACCCUAGACGGCACCUUUCCAUGUUCUCUCGGGGUGCUGCCUCUCACGCACAUUUACUCCACCAUGUUGUGCUUCCUUGGCAAAGACGCAUCUGAGGUGCUUUGUUUCUACAUGGACAAAUAAUCCCACUGCACGUUUUGUUUAUUCACUUGCAUAUCCAAGGUCUGUUUAAACGUGUCAUUUGUUAAUGACUGUAACAGUUUCUCACGCUGCGAGUCACAGACGAUUCAUAUUUGCCCCCACACCGCCUUUGAUUCCUCUGAUUAUGCAUCCCAAUUCUGGGUGAUUUUCUUUUUCAUUAACUCCCCAUUAACAUGUCUGUCGAUUAUGUCCAAUCUGUAACCCUGCGUUCUAGCUCUUUGUUCGUGGGGAAAUAUGUUUCCUGUUUAGAUCCCCCGAAAUAUUAGAGUUGUUUGGCAGUAAAACAGGGGUGUCCGUGAACAUCAGCUGUAAAUAACGUUAUUUAGUCAAUGGUUAUCUGAAAACACGAAAAAAGGGCAUAACAACAGUAGAGCACAAACGUUCCGUAAAGAUUCACAAACAAGUGGGGUCUGGAAAUUAGAGAGAAAAUAAACAAAGGUAGGACGUCGUGUGGCCUCGACGAACUGAGUUUCGAUAUACGAUGGCAGCUUUUGAUUUUAAACUCUAAACGACCACAGGUAUAUCGUAGACGAGCGUCUUGAGAUCCAGUGCUUCACAGUUAUAAGGUGCAGAGCUGAAGCCAAAUAUUAACUCCAAGGUACAUCCAAAUGUAAAGCACAAUGCAACGGUCUUUUGUGAACGCUUCGAGUAUCGGGGAGAGCCGGUGUUCGGUUAGAUGAAUCCUCUCCUGUUUGCUGAACUAGAACACGUAUUAUUUCACCAACUUAGUUGAGAUUGCGUUCUUAGUCGUCGUUUUACUGUUUAUGGGGGCACACUGUGCAUUAAUUCCAUUCUCCUUGAUAGGCUCUUUUCUGACAGCAAAUUUGUUGGCGAUGCUUCGAAUUUACUGUUUUUGUUUUACAAUAUUCCCUUGCUGUUUCUUUCUCUUAAUAGUAAUGUUUUUUCUUCACCUUUACACUAUUGCCAUUUCCCACAAACUUUCUCCCUACAACAGGUACUGUUUGUAUCUGACUUGUUGCUGUUGAUGUGCACAGAGAUUUACUGGAACCAAAAUUGUGGCAUGUUUACAAACAUGCCACAUAGCAUAUCCAAUAAAUUGCACGCACUGUAGAAACCAGUUGUGUGUCACGCCCCUACCUCGAGCGUGGUGUUCUAGAAACACAGACGCAUCGGCAGGAAAAACAUAGAUGGAAUUGGCAGGUUGAAAGGAAUCCAUAAAGUCUAACAGGGAGAGUUGUGGACAUGUCAUACUAUCACUCGUAUCCUCUUUAGGAAUCACUACACUGUCAGGGAGAAAACCUUCAGGGAACGCUGCACUGUCAGAGGGACAUAACUGAGGCAUUUCUCUACUGUGAAAGAACAAGGGAUUUCCGAGCAUAUCGGGAGUGCUUGCGAGCCGCUUUGAUGGAACGGUUGGGCGAGAGAGUCAAACGUUACUUGACAUUGGCCACUGGCGUCAUAGAGUGUUUUGGUUUCGCGGGGGUAAUCAUCGGAUGGCCCUCACUUGUGUUUGUGUUGAAGACCAAAGAAUACUUCGCUGAUCUCUGCCUACCCGUACACAACUCCAGCGAUUCUGCAGCGGCGAAUGCCACGGAUUGUCAUAUGCAGGACGAACGCUUCACGCUCAUCUUCACCAUUGCCUCUUUCGUCAUGCCAGUCGCAACGAUCGCCAAUGGUUUCCUAUUCGACUACGGCGGUACCAUGGCAACCCGAUUACUGGCCAUAUUCUUAUACACAACGGGCAAUUUAAUGGUCGCAUUUUCCACGAAUGCAUCUGCAGCGCUGCUGUUCCCUGCAAUCUCACUGCUGGGCGUGGGUGGACUCUUCUUGUUCAUUACAAAUAUGCAGGUUGGGAAUCUAUUUGGGAGUAAGCGAUCGACAAUUAUCACGGUUUACAACGGAGCAUUUGAUUCCUCAGCAGUUGUGUUUUUGAUCAUUAAGGUUUUGAAUGAAGCUGGAUUUUCAGUGUUGUCCAUAUUCGUGUUCAUCAGUUGUCUGAGCGCUUUCCUGAUACUUCGUACUAUAUUUCUCCUUCCUCGAACACACUUUCCCUACCCUCUGCCAGAGGGAUAUAGGUAUGGAGUGAACUGUGAGAAUUUUGGAUUACUGGCGCACGCACGAAAAGUGGUGACGGCCAAACGUCGGAUAUCUCCAGAGGGGGCAGAAAGUUCGGAGGGAAAGGGGGGCGAGACGACCGGAGACAGUGAUAUAGCCACUGGAGAUGGAAGGGAAACGAAUGGAGACGAUGAAGAAUCCAGAGAGUCGCAAGGGGGGUUUGAAGAGGGAAGGAGAGAUAUUAAGGCUAAAAUGGGAUGGGGGGGAAUGGAAACAAAUAAUGAACAGGCUGGUGCCGAAGAGGACACGGGACAGUGCACGACAGAAGAGGAAUGUGGCGGUGGAGGGAGGAGCGAAGAAAUGGAAAUGGUAGAAGAACAAGACGGGACUGAUGAAGAAUUGAGAAAAAGAAUUGGCGAAAGGUGUGGGAACAGGAGAACGAGAAGAGUAAAGAGAAAGGUGACUACGAGAAAUGGUUGUGGACUGCCUGCUGAUAAUGGGAAUCUCCGACCCAAUGACGCAGACGGUGCAGCGGGCAAAGAGAAAGAAAACGUCCCGUCCUUUAGGACGUGUGUCUUAUCCAGACUCUUCCUCACGCAUCUGCUCUGGUUCUCACUCAUCCAGCUGCGGCUUAUCUUGUAUAUCGGGACCGUGAACCCCAUGCUGAACUUUUUGUCGAACAAUGAUCCCAUACAAGUCAGCAGAUUUACAAACGCCCUCGGAAUAACUCAGCUAUGCGGUAUCUUGUGCGCCCCAUUCAACGGGUUGAUUCUCGACCGACACAAACGGAGAUGUCAACGACUGGACAGCAUACCAGAAGGCUCAACUUCCUCCGAGAGACUGGCGGACAUGCAUUCGGCAGUGCUUUCUCUCGCCAUCACCGUCACGCUCUCCGUUCUCUUCUCUGUCAGCGCCGCGAUCCCCGUGCUGGAGGUGCAGUACCUAACAUUCGUCCUGCAGAUGGUCAACCGCGCGUUCCUAUACGGCGGUUUCUCCGCAUUCCUUGUUAUGGCGUUCCCUCUGUGUCAUUUUGGGAAACUAUUUGGGACAAUGCAGACUCUGGCGGCCAUCGUUUCUGUGCUUCAGUAUCCGUGCUUCAUCCUCGUAAGUGGACCCUUGCAGGGCAACCCACUGUACUUGAACAUCGCAUUAAUCGCCAUUGUAAUUUGGACGUUCGCUCAUCCAAUCAACGUCUAUUUCUACUGCCGUCGGGAGAAGGCCAAGGGGACGGACGAAGCCACAACAGAUCGAAAUGCCGAAAGGGAACUUUCCAUGUAAUGCCAAAUUCCUCACCUGGACCGGUCUCUGGAGGGUCACCAGAAGCGGGGGGGGGGGGGGGGGGGGGGGGGGCAUGAGGGGGCUGCAGCAUUGGCUUGCUGGUGAAGCUGGAGACCAAAAGGGUUGGCUGGUUAGCGCUGGGCAUCUAAGGGAACACCUCGGAGGUGAAAUCGGCAUUGUGUAUGGGAUCAGAGAGGGUUCUAAUCAAAUUGCAGUAUUGCUCACGAUGUGGAGCCAAACAUGUGCGGCUCCCUCAGCAGCAAAUUAAUUGCAAUGAUAGCGGGUUAAAAUAAGUUUCAUUCGGUGUGUCUUCCAUAUUCACGUCUGAUGCAUAGAUUGCAUAUACUAUUGAUAUUAGAUUUGUUUGUGUUUUUGAUUAAUAGUGUAUGAUUAUGGAAUUUGUAUAUUAAUGAUUGGCGAUAAUAAAAUGUAACUGUUCAAACUGUGCGAAUGUUUGGAUC
Molecule: messenger RNA, 5240 nt
Organism: Leucoraja erinaceus (little skate)
Lineage: Eukaryota; Metazoa; Chordata; Chondrichthyes; Rajiformes; Rajidae
Product: equilibrative nucleobase transporter 1-like
Exons: 12
Coding region: 2851-4779 (642 amino acids)
Source: RefSeq, a predicted model, not a curated record